AUGGUGGCGAAUGGAGAGGCUAUUGAUGAGUGGGAUUAUCAAUUAUUUGAUGAAAAUGUUGUAAAUAGAAGUUUUUCCAAGCGUAGCAUUGCCCAACGCCGGGAAGAAAAACGUGGUUUCAAUGCUUCCGGCAUAAGUACUCCGGCGAUGUCACCGCCACCGGAUAGGGAAGCUUUUCUCACAAUACCGCCGGGACUAACUCCAACAGCAUUGCUUGACUCUCCGGUUAUGCUUCCGAAUUCACAGGCACUACAAUCUCCUACUACUGGAAGCUUUCAACAGUUCCCCAUUAUCAUUAAUCAAGAAAACUCAAUGUCCACUUCUCCUCAUGUGGUCAUCAAUGCUAAUUGUCCAAUCAACACUAAUAAUGUUAUUGAUCAUCAUCAUCAUCAUCCCCUCUUAUUCCCAUCUUCAUCAAACACUCAGAUUACAUCGAGAUAUCAUGAAUUUCCGAAAGUAACUACCUUAAAGAAGUGCAGUUCAGAUACAUCACCUCCUCUUGACAUAAAUAAUCAACAAAACAUGAGUGGUAUUAGCUUAACAAAUACUACUAAGCUAGAAAAUUGCCCUUUAAGAGGUGCAAUGAAUCCAAAUAUUACUAAUUCAAUCGGACCAGAUGAUGGAUAUACUUGGAGAAAAUAUGGUCAGAAAUCUGUCAAAGGUAGUGAAUUUCCUAGAAGCUACUAUAAAUGUACUCAACAAAAUUGCUUUGUGAAGAAAAAAGUAGAACAUUCUCUAAAUGGACAAAUUACUGAAAUUAUCUAUAAAGGGGAACAUAAUCAUCAGAAAUCUCAACCUAUUCGACGUGCAACAAUAAGUUCAAAGUCCUGUGAUUUAACAGGGAUAUCAAAAAAGAAUGAAGGAAAUGGUGGCUCAAAUAUUUAUAGGAAUAUGCAAUUUGAAGGCAAUAAGAAUGUUAGAGCUCUUUCAAGUCUGAAAAGAACAUAUUCACCAUCUAUUUUGACAAAGGUUUCUGAUUCAUUAAUAUUAAAUAAUUCAAAUAUCAAUAUGAAUGUGUUUGAAAUACCCGAAACUAUUCAUGAGCCUUCUUCUACACUUGUAAGUUGUGAUGAUGAAGAUGAAGAUGAAGUUAGAGCCACGGAAGGGAUCAUUUCCCUAGGUGAUGAUAUUGAUGAUAAUGAAUUUGAACACAAAAGGAGAAGAGACUAUUACCCAACUGAAAUGAAUUUAUCGUCGAGAACAACAAGAGAACCAAGAGUGAUAGUCCAAAUAGAGAGUGAGAUUGAUAUUCUUGAUGAUGGUUAUCGCUGGAGAAAAUAUGGCCAAAAAGUUGUGAAAGGAAAUCCAAAUCCUAGGAGCUAUUACAAAUGUACAAGUGCAGGUUGUCCAGUAAGAAAACAGAUAGAAAGGGCACCCGAUAACAUUAAAUCAGUCAUCACAACAUAUGAAGGAAAACAUAAUCAUGAAGUGCCUUCAAUAAACAAGACAAAUGGUGUUGCGACAACUGCUACUGUUGGAAACCAAACUUCACCUUUAAUUUCAAAUGGGAAAUCUUCUAUAUUGACAUUUUCAAAAAUCCAUGAAGUUUCCAAUCUUGAAACACAAGUACAAGAUUUUAACUUCCAAUUUGAAGGAAAGCCCUUUGGAUAUACAAGACCAAAUUUUCUUGAAAAUCAACUUAAUGACCUGAGAUGUGGAGUUGUUUCACCCCUCUAUGACUUGAGAUUCCCACCUAAUUUACAAAACCUUCUAUCCUGUAAUUCAUUUCUCUUUAUUCCUACACAAAUAUCAAAUUCAUUCCCGUAUACUCUACACAUGCCUGAUUUUUCAUUGCCUAAUCUUUCUAUUGGCCCCAAUAAAGUACCUCCUCUUGAUGAAUUUCAUUUUAAUGAUUUCCAAUAA
Messenger RNA from Solanum verrucosum, 1863 nucleotides. RefSeq names its product WRKY transcription factor SUSIBA2-like. Bases 1 to 1863 code for a protein of 620 amino acids. The record is from RefSeq and is a predicted model, not a curated record. Gene Ontology annotation, molecular function: DNA-binding transcription factor activity; sequence-specific DNA binding. Gene Ontology annotation, biological process: regulation of DNA-templated transcription. NCBI's taxonomy places the organism in Eukaryota, Viridiplantae, Streptophyta, Magnoliopsida, Solanales, Solanaceae. The transcript has 5 exons.